This is a messenger RNA of Saccostrea echinata, 369 nucleotides long. RefSeq lists its product as uncharacterized. The record is from RefSeq and is a predicted model, not a curated record. Lineage: Eukaryota; Metazoa; Mollusca; Bivalvia; Ostreida; Ostreidae. The transcript has a single exon. The coding region runs from base 1 to 369 and encodes 122 amino acids.
AUGGACAACGCCAAACCGGGGGAUCUAAAGAUUGAAAAAUGGAACCAAGAAAAGGAUGGCGAUUUAACGCAAUCUAACAUGGAACAGAAGCUCCGAAAACAAGGUUACAAAUUUGUAAGAUAUGAUUUUCCACCAGGAAUAAAUUUUCCUGAUCACACACAUGGCGUUUCAAAGAAAGAUGCAAUUCUUAAAGGAAAAAUGAAGUUUUCCAUGUAUGGACAAACUGUUAUUCUAGGCCCUGGUGACAUGAUUCAGGUGCCAAAGGACAGAAUACAUAACGCCUCUGUAGUGGGGAAUGAUUUUCUUGUGUUUUAUGAUGCUACUAUAGACCCUAAUGCCGAAAUCACGAAAGAAGAACUAGAACCUUGA